ACGGCACUUCCGUCUACUACAAGAGGAUUGGUACGCUCUGGAUGACGUCACCGGUCAUUUCAAAUUUCAAAACAGCUGCGUUGACUUUUAAGUACUUUGGGGUUUUGGAUGGCCAACAAAACGACAGGAACAAUGCGCGGCGUAGUCGAGGCGUUGACGCAGAUGGUGAGGACCUUCCGACAAGCGUGCCCUCGGCUGCAGCGGUCCGAGCGGACCACCGUCCACGGUGCCGACGCCAUGCUGCUGGUGCUGCAGCUGGCCGUGGCUGACGUGCGCAAGCAGCUAAGCGGGGAGUUCAAGGUGGCUCUCAGCGACGUCCUGCUGGCGUGGAAACACUUACUGCUGCACAAGCUUCACCUGCAGACCCCCGAGGCGCCACGCUUGGAGAACUAUGAUCUCAUCCUGGAGGCCUACGAGGGCUUCCUGGAGAGCUCCAACACGGUGGACCUGGUGGACGUCCACUCGGCGUACAAAGAGCUGGGGGGGGACUCUGAGGAGCUUGUGAGCCCUGUCCAGCUGUUUGAGUUCUUAUCAGGCCACGCCACAGAUGGUCCUGCCUCGUCUUUCCCGUCAACACCAUCUCGCUCACAGCAGGUCAUCAAAACGGCGGUGAGAAGAGUCUUCUGCUCCUACCUGAGCUUGCUCGUCAACACCAAGGACGACCUGGCCUUGGCGCUCACGCUCGACGUCCCCAGCCGCUCUCUGGGCCGCCGGACCUUCACGGACGUGAAACACGCGGCGCGAAGCAGCAGCACGUCCCUCUUUUUGGCGCUGACGUCUUUCGUGAGGGCCAUCCAGCUCGGCGGUAAGGGUUACGCUCCGGCCGAGACGGACCCGCUGAGGAAGCACGUCAAGGGCCUGUGCAGCUUUGUGCAGUUCCUGGACGACCUGGAGGAGAUCCUGGGGGAGACGCCUGACCCGAGUGCGUGCGGUGCCAAGCUGGUGUCGGCCAUUCGGGCGGCGCUGGUCAAAGGGUGCUCCGGCGGGGACGCGGUGAGCGCCGCGACCGAGGAGACUGCGACCGAGCUGAAGGCUAGGAUCUGCGAGCUGAACCGGGAGCGGAAGGAAACCUCGCCGGGAGACGGGACGGGGAUCAGCCCUGCCAGGCCCAAAGCGUACGCGGUCAACCACGCAACGGCGUACGGAGGCCGCGACACCGUCAAGCUACUGAUGGCGCUGCUGGACGAAGAAGCCCUGAGGCCGCCCUGCGCCAACAAGGCCGAUCUGCUGUCCGAGGACCAGCCGGUCCUGAAUGGAAGCCAGGGCACCAGUGUCCUCGCCUUGUUCAGAUCCCCAGAAGUGUCUACUGGAUCGUCACCGGAGCCCCUCAAGAACAGAGUCCAGAGCCGCCUGGACCCGCUCAGACCCAAGGUGGGACCCAGAACCAUCCGAUCCCAGUUCGCCUGCACUUACACAGAUGAGGGACCGGAACCACCCCUCAACCGCGUCCUGGACUUCCACAGCACCAGCCAGGUCCCGACUUGCGUGCACCCGGCGCCCAAACCCAGAACCUUGGACGCCGAGGCCCCGUCGUCAGGAAGCAGGGUCCUCGCUGCGAGGAGCGGAAACGCCCCCCUGGUCCGAUACCCGGACCACAAGAAGAGGAAGCGGCCCGACGAGAUUCUGGAAAAGGUCCGAGGUGAGGCAAAGCAGACCAAGACCAGGACAAAGUGCGGCGCCAAGAAGAAGCUGAUUGCGGGACAAGCGACGCUCAGCAGCUUCUUCAGGGUUUGAGCAGAAGAGAAGGGGACUGUGCUGUCGCUUUAUUUUGAAAGUCAAGUGUAAAGCGGAGCAAAGCACAAUUGUUUUUUUUUUGCCACACUUCCUGCUAGAAUGACCUUACUCUGUAAAUAUGUUCCAUUUCAAAUAAACUUUUAUUUUGUUUUAACAA
Nerophis ophidion (straightnose pipefish) is the source of this 1891-nucleotide messenger RNA. RefSeq names its product PARP1 binding protein (gene parpbp). The record is from RefSeq and is a predicted model, not a curated record. Gene Ontology annotation, biological process: negative regulation of double-strand break repair via homologous recombination. Gene Ontology annotation, cellular component: chromatin. The coding region runs from base 109 to 1734 and encodes 541 amino acids. The transcript is spliced from 11 exons. NCBI's taxonomy places the organism in Eukaryota, Metazoa, Chordata, Actinopteri, Syngnathiformes, Syngnathidae.